AUGGUGCUUUCGGAAGAGAAUAAUUGGUGUAUAAAGCAUUUAGGGUCAACUAACGAAGAGGAUAUAAAGCUUUAUAAUAAGAUAGCAAUUUUUUUUAAAUCAUUAAAGGAUGAACUGGACAAAGAGGUAAAGAAACGUGGUUGCUAUUACUUUAGACAUUGGUUACAAGACAAGAUAAGUAAAAAAUAUUAUCAUAGAAAGAAUAUAGCUAAAAAUAACCCAGUUGCUGAGAAACUUUUUGAUUUCGUUUCAUCAGAUAGUACAAGUUUAAUAAAUGAACCAGCAUGCAGUGGAAACACUUAUGCAUAUCCGAAAGAUUGGAAAGAAGAAAAAGAAUUACACGAUUAUUUUGAAAAUUAUGAAUAUAUAAAAUGUGAUAAUUCUGAUAAAAUUGCGUGCGAAAAAUAUGUACAUUAUGUUAAUUAUAUUGACAGUAUAUAUAAGGAGAAUUUUGAAAGGUGUUGUGAUGAAGAAGACUUUUUUGGAUUAAAAUGUGAUCCGUAUUUUAAGUGUGAAAAUAUGUACAAACCUGGAGAUUUAUUAAAUAAAUUAAAAAUCCAACUUGAGUUAAUAAGUAAUAAUGGAGGAAAAGCAAGAGAAGAUGUAGCUAUCACUGAAAAGAAAACAACUUUUACGGUAAUAGUGAAGAAGAUUUAUCAACUUAUGAUUCAGAAGAUAUAUAUAUGGAUUCUAAAUUAA
Plasmodium gonderi is the source of this 699-nucleotide messenger RNA. Its product is annotated as variable surface protein. The transcript has 3 exons. The record is from RefSeq and is a predicted model, not a curated record. Bases 1 to 699 code for a protein of 232 amino acids. NCBI's taxonomy places the organism in Eukaryota, Apicomplexa, Aconoidasida, Haemosporida, Plasmodiidae.